GAACGUUGGGUUAAGUUCUUCCGGGAAGCAGGAAUUCCUGCAGCAAUAGCUGCAGAUUAUGCUAUUACGUUCAAUGCUAAUCGCAUACAGAGGAAUAUGCUGUUGGACUUGAACAGAGAAAUACUAAAGGAAAUGGGCAUUACGUUGAUAGGAGAUGUCAUUGCAAUAUUGAGACAUGCAAAAACAGUUCAUGACAAGAGAGCACGUGAAAGAAUUUUGGCUGCACAAUCAUCACCACAAAAGUCUGCAUCCCGUGGCCAAAAAGAUGGAACAGAGACAUCAGUAAAGGCAAGGAAACACAACGCAUCAGAAGAAUCAGGAAAACAGCCUCUCUCACUGGCUGCUCAAAAUGAAGUGGUGACUGUGGCCCCAAAAAGAUGUAUUGCACCUGUUCAGUCUGAAAUUGCGGUCAGGCAGAAUGGAGAAGAGGAUACCAGCAUGGAGGUGGACGAUGAAAUAAAAGUCAUAACACCGGUUCAACCACCCACAAAGAAGGCACGCAUGGUUCUACCAGAGCAUGAAGGUGGUUACCGCAUCACCAUGUCUGCAGGCACGACACCUCGAAGUCGUGCCAUCCUUUCAAUGGCGAGACAAUCAAACAAGCACCGUGGAACAGUGUUUGACCGCCUGGGAGAAUGUGUUGUGUCGAGCACUAGAGGAGGAGGGACUCCUCCGGAAGAAACAGCCGGUGCUGGAACGACAGUCAUUACUGUCACAGGAGUAACUCCCAGUCCGAACAAGGUAGGAAAUUCAGUAUUUUCCCGUCUAGGACGAAAGAAAGCAGCUGCAUCACCUGUGGCAAAUUCAGCAACACCCGUGCGUGCUAUGAGGUCGAGUGGGCCAGUGUCAGAGCAGCUGCAGUAUGCAGGCAUACUUAAAAAGAAUUCCAAUUCGCCGUCAAGGAAAGGCACUAUUGUAAUAAAACAAAAAAAGACUGGGACCAUGCGAGCAGAUGAGGAAACAGGAACUGCAAAAGAACGAUUGGGACUGAAGGAAGAUGGUCAAAAAGGGAGCAUACCUAUUGAACCUGCAGUGGUCAGAAAGAUUCUUUCAACAACAGGAAAGAUGUCUGCGGGAAUACUGAGCAAUCCAGAAAAUGCUACUACUCGCAGCGUGAAAACGAGGUUAGGUGUUACGAUAACUAGUAGACAACCAUGAAAACAGGCUGGUUUUAGACCGCGUAUUACUGGCCCAAGUAGUGAAAGUAGGACACCAGUCAUGAAGAUUGUACCUGGAUUAAGAAAUUCUUUUGGCAGGAAUUUUGUCUCUCGAGGUGGCAGCCAGUGGAGGGGCGGCAGAUUUUCGUCAAGACUGGCAGGGAGGCCCAGUUUUAGGCGCUAGUUCCUCUCUUAUCGAGACUGUAAUAUUCCUUGUAUGCAAAUGAAUCUGUCGAUAAUAAUAGAAUGAUUGUAAUGUUGUAUAAUUAAAAAGAAUGAAGGCUCUUGUCACAUGGAGUGUGGGGCAUUUUAUGGAAGUGAACAAUAACAGGCUGAUUCCAGGAUGUGUGGAGUGAAAAAUUGGAGAUACAGCCCACUCUGUGAGAUAAAAGUAUACUUGUUGAGCUCUGUAUUACUAUUAUUACAGUAACUAUUUUUCUAAAGAUCUGUUAAUGUAUGCAUGAUUAUUGAUAAAGGAUACAAUGUCCUAUUCAUUUCAGUACCCUUUUGCAAAUAUAAUGGCAUGUUAACAGGAAAUCAAAAAGAAUGCCAACAAAAUUUACUUUUAUGUGGUAAGAUGUGCAGUUGAAAUUUUUGUGGACCACCAUCUGCUGUUUAAUUU
Messenger RNA from Schistocerca americana (American grasshopper), 1779 nucleotides. RefSeq lists its product as uncharacterized. The coding region runs from base 97 to 1158 and encodes 353 amino acids. Lineage: Eukaryota; Metazoa; Arthropoda; Insecta; Orthoptera; Acrididae. Gene Ontology annotation, cellular component: nucleus. The record is from RefSeq and is a predicted model, not a curated record. The transcript has a single exon.